GCCCCUCCCUCGCAUUCAAUACACAGUGGGAAUUAAAAAUAGCCUUCUCUGCUUGGAAAACGGAAUGUGCAGCGCACAGCCGCAGUUAUAGAGGGGGAGUUGGAUGCGAGACUCCGGCGUUCUUGCAAGGAACCCAAGCCCAUGUCUGCCUAAAGCAUCGGCGCGUCGGCUUGAUUCGCGUUGUCACCGCAUCUCGCCUCAAGCUGCAACAUCUCCCCGAUUUCGUUUCUCUCCCCAAACGCCGAGAAUAUAAAAUGCACUCAUGCAUGAUGUGGAUACGGCUAAAAACGAUUCUUUAUCUUCUCAUUUUAUCACAAGCAGUAACUGCAACCAGUAAGUUGUUUGGGGAAGAUGAUCAAGUCCGAAUGAUAUCCGAGGGCUCUGACUGCCGCUGCAAAUGUAUCAUGAGGCCACUGACAAAGGAUGCCUGCAGUCGCAUCCGGAACGGGAGCUUGCGCUUUGAAGACUUCUACACGGUCGAAACCGUCAGCUCCGGGACAGACUGUCGGUGUUCCUGCGUGGCCCCUCCAUCGUCUCUCAACCCCUGCGAAAAUGAGUGGAGGAUGGAAAAGCUCAGGAAGCAGGCUCCAGAAUUCUUUAAGUUGCAGUCAAUUGUUGACCUACUGGAAGGCACCUUGUACAGCAUUGAUAUGAUGAAAGUUCACUCAUAUAUACGAAAAGUAGCAACACAGAUGAACAACCUUGAAGAGACCAUCAAAUCAAACCUGACCAGGGAGAAUGACUUCAUGAAAGAGAGUGUGAAAAACCUUUCUGACCAGAUGAAACGUUAUGAAAACUACUCUGAGAUCAUGCUCAGUGUGAAGAAGGAAAUUUCGAAGCUGGGUCUCCAGCUACUGCAGAAGGAUGCAGCUGUGGAAGAUAAGCAACAGGACACAGCUGGACCAAAGGGCGUAAAGUAUUUAAAUAAAGUAGAGAACAAGAAAAAGCCACCAGCACGCAAACCUCCUCCCAAAGUACCAAAAGACAAAGGGAUUAAACCAAAAAAGGCCGCUACAAAAACAAAACCAGCAGCCUUACCCAAAAUACCUCAGCCCACCACCAAGGCCAAGCCUGGCGUCCAGCAGCCAGGUAUUGUAAAAAGUGUUACCUACUACAAAGCCGGAAGACGUGAAGACACAGGAAAUAGUGGCAAGAAUAGUUCGUCUAGAGGGACAUCUCGUUCUGAGGAUCAGGAGUCAAGAGCAGGAGAGAAGUCUCAAGGUCCUCGCGAAUCUGAGGGAGCUGACAGGCGUACAGAGGAUUCAACCACGGCUUCAUUUCCUGUCACCAGCCCAACCACCACAGCUGGACCAGUCACAACUACCGCAGUGACCCCUCACUCAACCAGGCCAAAUAAAGUCAGUGAAGGUGAGUGUUAUGGGACAUUAUCAAUGAUCGAACCACCUAUCAAACACCAUAGCUAUGGCCGUAAUGAAGGUGCCUGGAUGAAAGAUCCCCUGGCAAAAGACAACAGGAUAUACGUGACCAACUAUUACUAUGGAAACAAUCUGGUAGAGUUCAGAAACCUUGAAAACUUUAAACAAGGACGAUGGAGCAACCUAUACAAGCUUCCUUACAACUGGAUUGGAACAGGCCAUGUUGUUUACAAUGGGUCAUUCUAUUACAAUCGGGCUUUUACCAGAAAUAUAAUUAAGUAUAAUAUUAAGCAGCGAUUUGUGGCAGCCUGGACCCUUCUUCAUGACGUGGUUUAUGAAGACACUACACCGUGGAAAUGGCGAGGACAUUCAGACAUUGACUUUGCUGUUGAUGAGAGUGGCCUGUGGGUCAUUUACCCUGCCUCAUAUUAUGAGUACUCUCAGCAUGAAAUCAUAGUCAUCAGUAAACUAGAUCCGAUCGACCUUUCAGUGAAGAAAGAGACAACAUGGAAAACAGGCCUCAAACGUAAUUCCUAUGGUAACUGCUUCAUCAUCUGUGGUGUUUUGUAUGCGGUAGAUACCUACAAUGAAAAAGAAGGCCAAGUAUCUUAUGCAUAUGAUACUCACACAGACACUGAGAUAAAUCCAAAGUUACCUUUCAUCAACGAGUACACUUAUACCACCCAGAUUGACUACAAUCCCAAAGAGAAAGUUCUGUAUGCAUGGGAUAAUGGUCAUCAGGUCAUCUACAAAAUCAUUUUUGCAUUCUGACUUUAUACAGAAACAUGGCCCAUCACACAGCACUUUUAAUUUGACUUGUUUUGAUCAUUUAUAAAGAAUGAGAAUUUGCACUUGGGCUGGUAGAGAGGUUUAAAUGGAUGACAACUCUUGUCAUAAAUGACCUUGAGUAAAUAAUAAGUUCAGAAAAGCAUGAUGAUUUAUGACUGAUUGUUCUACAUGAGCACAAUGUACCGCACAUAAAUAGUCCCCUUUUACUUCAGAACAGCACUAACUAGUAUUUAGAUCCAAAUGGCAGAUUUACAGAGCUCCUCCCUUUAUGCAGGAUGUCAUCAAUAAAAGAUAUUAUCGAGAUAAGCUGCAGUUUAAACCAGCAGACUAAUGCUACUUCUUCAGAUAUAUCAAACCGGCAGACUGCAUCUUUGAAACACCACCAACAAAGUGUGUUCCAAAAUUGUCCCUAUAACAUCCACACAAAGGAUCAACCGUUUGAUUUAUAUCUAUAGUGACUCUAGUCAGGGCAUGUUUGAUUGACCACGUUUCUUGAAAACACUAAUAAUAGUUAUAGUUUAAAAACCAAAGGCCCCUUUGCAAAUUUUAGCUGCUUCAGUUGCAGAACAAAAUUGGCAGUGAAAGGGAUUAGCAUUAAUUACACGGACAACAAGAUUUUACUUUGCAACAGGGUCCAUGGCCAUCCAUGGCCAGGCUGUGUUGCGAAUAACUGAUCUGCUACUGCCCAUACUACACCCAGCUGAGUGAUUCAAUUUUCCAAAUUGAAACUCAUUCUCCCAUGAGUUUGUGUUAGUAUUACUGUGUCAAAACUUGCACUGUAUGUAUAACCUUGUUUUGUAAUUUGCUGGAUAGUGUGAAACUAGGGCUACUCCUAAAUGCUUCAAGUACUGUACUCUGUUGCCUUUUGAUUAGGAAAUGUACACAUUGUAUAUCCAUGUAAACAACCUGUGUAAAUUAUGCAAAUAGACUUUGAUUUAAGGAUUUACGCAGGACACAAAGCUGUUUCUGUACAAAGAACAGAUUUUAAGUAAUACAAGAAAUACAAAAUGUAUCUUUUAUUAUAGUUAUUUCAGAAUAAUUUUAACGUAUUUCUAGAAUUCUGUCUGGUCUAAGCGUUGCAGUUGGAAGGCUGGAAAGGAAUAAGCACAAGCAAGACAUUUUGCAGGUCAAAGUUAUAUUGCGUAGUCUAAAAUAUCAAGUGAUGCUAUAGAUUUGAAUGACUUAAGCUAUGGCAGUUUGCCUUAGCUAUCGCUCAGGCCAUUAUACUCACAAUCCAAUAUGUUAUACCAGCUCCUUUGUUUGAAAAAAAAAUCAAAAGUUUGAUGUUUCAGUCGCUGCCUUAAAGAAAUAUUGUAGACCAAUUGAGAACUUGUGUAAUGCCUAUAUAUACUCCUCACAUCAUCUCUGUGUAAUGUUUUUGCAUUGUGCGGAGACACUAUCACACUUGGUAACUCUGACAAACAGCAUUUCGCUAAUAAUGUAAUCAGAACCAGAACUCAGCUUGCAGACUUCCUCAUUUACAAAGCUUGAAAAGGAACAUGACCAUAUUGUGAUGAGUUUUAUCUCGUAAGAACUGAGAACAUGAUUAUAAAGGUACUUUGAUAAAAAAAGAUUCAAAAAUCAAUUUAAUUUUUAGUUGGCUUGGAAUUAUUUACUUGAUACAGUGCAAAGUAAUACAUAAAAUUAAGUGAAUUUAUUCCACAGCUUACAGCAGGUUUCCAUUCCAGUGAACUGUUAGUAACCUGAACAGUCGCAAAGCGAGUUCCCAGGUGGCGGAAGAUGCCGGCAGCCCCACAGCAACCAGCAAAUCCAUCCUGCUGGUCUCCCAAACACUCGCUCGUAUGUACGGGCUGUACAGAAGUUGUGCGGUCCUA
Pristis pectinata (smalltooth sawfish) is the source of this 4000-nucleotide messenger RNA. It is a transcript of the gene olfml2a, whose product is annotated as olfactomedin-like 2A. The transcript has 8 exons. The record is from RefSeq and is a predicted model, not a curated record. Lineage: Eukaryota; Metazoa; Chordata; Chondrichthyes; Rhinopristiformes; Pristidae. Gene Ontology annotation, biological process: signal transduction. The coding region runs from base 255 to 2147 and encodes 630 amino acids.